Lottia gigantea (owl limpet) is the source of this 816-nucleotide messenger RNA. RefSeq lists its product as hypothetical. Gene Ontology annotation, molecular function: metalloendopeptidase activity. Gene Ontology annotation, biological process: extracellular matrix organization. NCBI's taxonomy places the organism in Eukaryota, Metazoa, Mollusca, Gastropoda, Lottiidae. The record is from RefSeq and is a predicted model, not a curated record. The transcript has 7 exons. The annotation marks the transcript as partial. Gene Ontology annotation, cellular component: extracellular matrix.
UGGGACAACUGGUCAUUCUGGAGUCCAUGUUCCAGGACUUGCGGACAGGGGGUUAAAGUCAGGACCAGGCAAUGUUUGGUCUGGGACGGGGAGAAGUUCUCGAGAACUCAUAUCACUGGAUGUAAUGGUGCUGACAUCAGAUAUAAAGUCUGCCACAGACGGAAAUGUUCCCGACAAGAAGGAGACUAUCGUUCACAACAGUGUAGUUUAUUAAGCAGAAAACCAUUCUUGACCACAAAGUAUUCAAAAUGGCUACCAUCGCAUUCUCUAGAUAGACCUUGUUAUCUUCACUGCCGACCUGACAUCGGAAGUAGAAGUUAUAAUUUUGGUAAAGUUCAAGAUGGAAUCAAGUGUUAUAAAACCGGAAGUAGUGUAUGUAUCAGUGGUAAAUGUAAGAAAGUUGGAUGCGACGGUGUUGUCGAGUCGACGGUUUCUCCUGAUAUGUGUGGUAUUUGUAAUGGUAAAAACUCCACGUGUUACCGUGUCUAUGAUACUGUUCUCUCUGAAUUCCCACAAUUUCCUGAUUACACUAGAAUAGUGACCAUACCACGUGGUUCCAGAAAUCUAAAAGUUCUGGAUUAUAGUAGGAAUAAUUUAGCUCUGAUGAACCAAGAAAAUCAGUUUAUGAUAAACGGAGAUCGACUGGUACGAGAUGGCGGUGAAUAUAAAAUGGCGGGAACGACAGUGACGUAUAUUAGAUCAGGAACAGUGGGAGAAAUUAUAAUGGCGGAUGGUCCUAUUACUGAGAAUAUUACUAUCAUGCUUUUGUACAGGCAGAAAAAUCAUGAGAUAAAAUAUGAAUAUUGGGAACCUAAG